This is a messenger RNA of Doryrhamphus excisus (bluestripe pipefish), 4459 nucleotides long. It is a transcript of the gene sf3b3, whose product is annotated as splicing factor 3b, subunit 3. The record is from RefSeq and is a predicted model, not a curated record. Gene Ontology annotation, molecular function: protein binding; nucleic acid binding. Gene Ontology annotation, cellular component: nucleus. NCBI's taxonomy places the organism in Eukaryota, Metazoa, Chordata, Actinopteri, Syngnathiformes, Syngnathidae.
UUUUCGCCAGCUCUUAUGACGUAGUAAAAGUUGUGCAAGGACCCCAACAAACGGCGGUACGUCGUCGGCUUCCCGGAGCUGUAAGGAUCCAUUGAAUCUUACAGCGAUUCUAUCAGCCUAAAAUCACCAUCAUCCUAAUUCGCACAGCGAUUGAGCUGGUGAGCCAAGUGUGCGUUUGAGCCCCCACCAACCCCCCCGGAGAGGCUUGUGGGGAAGCCACGGCGAAUAUUCAGCCAUGUUUCUGUACAACAUCACUUUGCAGCGUGCCACUGGCAUCACGCACGCCAUCCAUGGAAACUUCUCAGGAACAAAAAUGCAGGAGAUCGUCGUUUCCAGGGGAAAGAUCCUGGAGUUGCUGAGGCCCGAUGCCAACACGGGAAAGGUGCACACGCUGCUCACGGUGGAAGUGUUUGGCAUCGUGCGUUCGUUAAUGGCCUUCCGCUUGACCGGAGGAACCAAAGAUUACAUCGUCGUCGGGAGUGACAGCGGCCGCAUCGUUAUAUUGGAAUACCACCCGUCCAAAAACAUGUUUGAGAAGAUCCACCAGGAAACGUUCGGGAAGAGUGGCUGUCGCCGCAUUGUCCCGGGACAGUUUCUGGCCGUUGACCCCAAAGGCAGAGCCGUCAUGAUUGGAGCAAUCGAGAAGCAGAAGUUGGUGUACAUUCUGAACAGAGACGCAGCCGCACGACUGACCAUCUCGUCCCCGCUGGAGGCCCACAAAGCCAACACGCUGGUCUACCAUGUAGUGGGAGUGGAUGUCGGCUUUGAGAACCCCAUGUUCGCUUGCCUUGAAAUGGACUACGAGGAAGCUGACAACGACCCGACGGGAGAAGCCGCGGCAAACACGCAACAGACGCUCACCUUCUACGAGCUGGACCUCGGCUUGAAUCACGUUGUCCGCAAGUACAGCGAAGCUUUGGAAGAACACGGGAACUUCCUUAUCACCGUUCCUGGCGGUUCCGACGGUCCCAGCGGAGUCCUCAUCUGCUCCGAAAACUACAUCACGUAUAAGAAUUUUGGAGACCAGCCCGACAUCCGCUGUCCAAUCCCCCGUCGCAGGAACGACCUGGACGACCCGGAGCGCGGCAUGAUAUUCGUGUGCUCGGCGACUCACAAGACCAAGUCCAUGUUCUUCUUCCUGGCCCAGACGGAGCAAGGAGACAUCUUCAAGGUCACCUUGGAAACCGAUGAAGAAAUGGUGACUGAAAUCAGGCUGAAGUAUUUUGACACCAUCCCCGUGGCGACAGCCAUGUGUGUCCUGAAGACCGGCUUCCUGUUUGUGGCUUCGGAAUUUGGAAACCAUUACCUUUACCAGAUUGCCCACCUGGGCGACGACGACGACGAGCCCGAGUUUUCCUCCGCGAUGCCGCUGGAAGAAGGGGACACGUUCUUCUUCCAGCCCCGCCCCUUGAAGAACCUGGUACUGGUAGAUGAACAGGAGAACUUGUCUCCCAUCAUGUCCUGUCAGAUCGCCGAUUUGGCAAAUGAAGAUACGCCGCAGCUUUACGUGGCCUGUGGACGAGGUCCAAAGUCGACGUUAAGGGUCCUCAGACACGGACUUGAGGUUUCCGAGAUGGCCGUGUCUGAGCUGCCCGGUAACCCCAAUGCUGUGUGGACCGUACGCAGACACAUCGAAGAUGAAUUUGACGCCUACAUCAUCGUGUCUUUCGUCAACGCCACACUGGUGCUCUCCAUCGGGGAGACGGUCGAGGAGGUGACGGAUUCUGGUUUCUUGGGAACGACGCCCACUCUCUCCUGCUCACUGCUCGGCGACGAUGCCCUCGUUCAGGUGUACCCGGACGGCAUCCGCCAUAUCAGAGCAGACAAGCGUGUGAACGAGUGGAAGACUCCUGGCAAAAAGACCAUUGUCCGCUGCGCCGUGAACCAGCGGCAAGUGGUUAUCGCACUCACGGGCGGCGAGCUGGUCUACUUCGAGAUGGACCCGUCAGGCCAGCUGAAUGAGUAUACAGAGCGGAAGGAAAUGUCCGCCGAUGUGGUCUGCAUGAGUUUGGCCAACGUCCCCCCAGGCGAACAGCGCUCUCGAUUCCUGGCCGUCGGACUGGUUGACAACACCGUUCGAAUCAUUUCCCUGGAUCCUUCGGAUUGCUUGCAGCCAUUGAGUAUGCAGGCGUUGCCGGCCCAGCCAGAGAGUCUCUGUAUUGUUGAAAUGGGAGGGGUGGAGAAACAGGAUGAACUUGGAGAGAAAGGAACCAUGGGCUUCCUCUACCUCAACAUCGGACUUCAGAAUGGUGUUCUGCUGAGGACUGUGCUGGACCCAGUAACCGGUGACCUGUCGGACACCAGAACCCGCUACUUGGGGUCACGACCUGUUAAGCUGUUCAGAGUCAAGAUGCAGGGCCAAGAUGCUGUUCUGGCUAUGUCCAGCCGCUCAUGGCUUAGCUACUCGUACCAGUCUCGUUUCCAUCUGACGCCGCUGUCCUACGAGACGCUCGAGUACGCCUCCGGCUUUGCCUCUGAGCAAUGCCCGGAAGGUAUCGUGGCCAUCUCCACCAACACACUAAGAAUCUUGGCUUUGGAGAAACUCGGCGCCGUGUUCAACCAGGUGGCGUUUCCCUUGCAGUACACACCCAGGAAGUUUGUCAUCCACCCAGAGACAAACAACCUCAUUAUGAUCGAAACCGACCACAACGCCUACACCGAAGCCACCAAAGCGCAAAGGAAACAGCAGAUGGCCGAGGAAAUGGUGGAGGCUGCAGGCGAGGACGAGCGAGAGCUCGCCGCCGAGAUGGCGGCCGCGUUCCUCAACGAGAACCUCCCGGAAGCGAUCUUCGGUUCGCCGAAAGCCGGCGCCGGGCAGUGGGCAUCGCUUGUGCGGCUGGUCAACCCCAUUCAGGGUCUGACGCUGGACCAAGUGCAGCUGGAGCAGAAUGAGGCCGCGUUCAGUGUGGCGGUGUGUCGCUUCCACAACGCCGGGGACGACUGGUACGUCUUGGUGGGAGUGGCCCGAGACAUGAUCCUCAACCCGAGGUCAGUCGGCGGCGGCUUCAUCUACACCUACCGUCUCACCGGCGGGGGCGAAAAGCUGGAGUUUGUGCACAAGACGCCAGUGGAGGACGUGCCUUUGGCUAUUGCGCCGUUCCAAGGGCGCGCCCUGGUGGGGGUUGGAAAACUACUUCGAAUCUACGACAUGGGCAAGAAGAAACUGCUCCGCAAGUGUGAGAACAAGCAUGUUCCCAACCUGGUAACUGGCAUCCACACCAUCGGCCAGCGUGUCAUCGUCUCGGACGUCCAGGAGAGCUUAUUCUGGGUCCGCUACCGCCGCAACGAGAACCAGCUCAUCAUCUUCGCCGACGACACGUGCCCCCGCUGGGUGACCACCGCGUGUCUGUUGGACUACGACACCAUGGCCUCCGCCGACAAGUUCGGGAACAUUAGCAUUGUGCGUCUUCCUCCCAACACAAGCGAUGACGUGGAUGAAGAUCCAACUGGGAAUAAAGCCUUAUGGGACAGAGGGCUCCUGAAUGGAGCCUCACAGAAGGCUGAUGUGAUCGUCAACUACCACGUCGGGGAGACCAUCCUGUCUCUCCAGAAAACCACGCUCAUCCCCGGAGGCUCCGAGUCCCUGGUCUACACCACCUUGUCUGGAGGGAUCGGCAUCCUGGUCCCGUUUACUUCGCAUGAGGACCACGACUUCUUCCAACAUUUAGAGAUGCACAUGCGCUCCGAGUUCCCUCCAAUGGGCGGCAGAGACCAUCUCAGUUUCAGGUCCUACUACUUCCCAGUCAAGAACGUCAUCGACGGCGACCUGUGUGAGCAGUUCAACAGCAUGGAGCCUCACAAGCAGAAGAGCGUGGCAGAGGAGCUGGACAGGACGCCGCCCGAGGUCUCGAAGAAGCUGGAGGACAUUCGUACUCGCUACGCGUUCUAACCGCAAGCUAUGAACCAUGUUGACCCCCCCCCCCCCCCAAGGACCAAGCGUCAUAUAAUUUAACAGUCAGUAAAACACCCCGGCUGCUGGAGUCGCCAUGGAGACGUGCCGCUAGGGCCACAAACGUUUGUGUGAGGACUGCCCCCCCCCCCCCCCCCCCCCCCCACACACACACACAUGUGCAAGCUAGCUUCCCCCUCCCGCUAGCCUGAUGUACAUAGACCAUGACCCUCAAGAGGCUCAAUGGCAUUUGGUUUCAAUCUUUUAACCUAUUUACUUGAUACUCAGCUGAGGGUUUUUUUUUUUAAUCAUGAUAUACAGCAAGCGGAAAAUGGCCGCCCCCCGUCCCCGUCACCUUUUUCCGCCGCCGUAUAAUGUGACGCCAAACAGCGGUUAAAGUCUAAAUAACAUGGGCGGCUCGACACCCGGAGUUUGAAAGCGAGGCUUGUUUUUGUCGGCCCCUGUGAAUUCCCCACCUCGGCCACAAGCGGUUUCUUGUAGAAACAGACCAUUUUGUGCGCGAUAGAAGGUCUGUGUUGUAAAUAAAGUUUUCUACAUGACAUAAUCCUG